GGCCUUAGCACAGAAAACGUUAGUUGUGUAACCUGCAAACUUUUAUGUGAACACAGAAAUAAGUCUGUUAAUUGCCUAUUGUGUUGGUGGAGUCUUUAGCCUGGUAAAGUUACAGUCUGCUCACUUGCAAGAACUUGAGCUUGAUGGGGCUGAGAUUACUGAUGCAAGUUUGUACAGUAUCUCGCAGUGUAUGGAUCUGCAACGCCUGGGAAUCUCGUUCUGCGAGUGCUUGACAGACCAGUCACUACAAUACUUGAAGAAUUGUCACAAUCUUGAACACCUACGAUUGCGGAAAGGCUCUGACUUCACUCAGGCCGGAUUGAGUGCAUUCUUCAAGUCAGGGACAUUAGCACAUCUUCGUACCCUUAAUCUGUCUGAGUGUACAGCUAUCAACGAUAAUGUGAUGUUGGAUAUUGUGCAGUGCUGUGGCUCCUGCCUGUAUGAGCUUGUACUGAGUUGGUGUUGGAACAUCUCUGACAUGGGACUGGUAUCCAUCAUGGAUCACUGCUGCAAAUUGAUGACUCUGGAUCUGCUAGGUAUUGACAGUGUCCUGGGUGAAUGCCUGGAGAGAAUUCCAGAGGACUUGCCAAAACUGACUUACUUAGACCUACGGCAAUGCAACAAGAUCGUUGAUAGCAUAAUAAUGGACGUGGUAAGAAGAAAGCCAGACCUGAAAGUGAUCAACCCUUCUCAAAAAAGUGUGUGA
Molecule: messenger RNA, 706 nt
Organism: Dreissena polymorpha
Lineage: Eukaryota; Metazoa; Mollusca; Bivalvia; Myida; Dreissenidae
Exons: 6
Coding region: 191-706 (171 amino acids)
Biological process (GO): SCF-dependent proteasomal ubiquitin-dependent protein catabolic process
Cellular component (GO): SCF ubiquitin ligase complex
Molecular function (GO): protein binding
Source: RefSeq, a predicted model, not a curated record